UCUGUGUUGCAUUACACCCUCUAAGGCUCUAAGUUUCACACUGUCGUUCUUUCAUCUCUACUAUCAAAAUCAUGGCCCUAAACCCAAACUCAAAAACCUCUAUACUCUUCCACAUGCUCCUCUUUAUAUUAGGAGGUAACGUAGCAUCUGCCGCAGUGUUUAUCCUCGAAAACCAUUGCACUCAAACAGUUUGGCCGGGGAUAUCCGGCAACGGCGCCGCCACUCUCGGCGGCGGCGGUUUCACCCUGCAGCCCGGUUCGGCGGUUAACCUCACCGCACCGUCGGGCUGGUCAGGCCGCAUCUGGGCCCGGACCGGGUGCAGCUUCGACGGCUCCGGCAACGGGAAAUGCGUCACGGGAGACUGCGCCGGAGGACUAAAAUGCACCGGGUCAGGCGUCCCGCCGGCGACGCUGGCGGAGUUUACCAUCGGAAACGACGGUUUUGACCUUUACGACGUGAGUCUAGUGGACGGUUACAACGUGGGGAUGAGUGUGCAGGCUACCGAAGGGUGCGGGGCCACGGGGUGCGCGGCGGACCUGAACGCCGCGUGUCCGGCGGAGCUGCAGGUGAGGGACGGCGGCGGCGCGGUGGUGGCGUGCAAGAGCGCGUGCACGGCGUUCAACACGGCCGAGUAUUGCUGCACCGGCGAUUACUCGUCGCCGGGCACGUGUCCGCCGACGCGUUACUCGGAUUUUUUCAAAAGCGCUUGUCCCUUGGCUUAUAGUUACGCUUUCGAUGAGGAUGGUUUCGACCUUGGCGCCUGUCUUCGAUCUGAUUACAUCAUCACCUUUUGCCCCAUCUCCUUGUACUAGUCACUAGUAUUUUAGUAUCGCAUAAGCAUAGAGUUCUCCAAUAAGUGGAUAGUUUCACAUGCAUGUUAUACACUUUAUCAAUAUAUAUAUGGAUAUUGUUCUUAGUUUUAGUGAAUAAAUAUUUGCUAUCAAGUACAUUUACAAAUUCUGUGAUGAUCUCAUACUUGUAUUACGAAUUCGUCUAAUUUGGCCUCCUUCAUUUUAGUUUA
Molecule: messenger RNA, 1021 nt
Organism: Cajanus cajan (pigeon pea)
Lineage: Eukaryota; Viridiplantae; Streptophyta; Magnoliopsida; Fabales; Fabaceae
Product: pathogenesis-related thaumatin-like protein 3.5
Source: RefSeq, a predicted model, not a curated record